AUGCAACAAGCCGUUACCAACCAGACAUUCCUCGACACCACGCCUCCAGAAGUUCCAAAAAUAGGAUCUGUCAAGAGUCUUAUUGAUUGUGCACGUAAGGACAGCCCUAAAGACAGGCCAGCAUCGGAAGACGAAGAUAUAGAGAGGUGGAUCGACGACAAUCUUCCAUCAGCCAAGCGUCCCAGAGAAAGAGUAACAUCCAUCGUCUCCAUCUCAUCCACCAGCUCUUGCGACAUGCAUACCAACACGGACGUCAGCGAAGACGAAAUGGAGCAUGACGUUCGGCCAACACAACCAUCUCCAGCACCCAUGCAGAAGAUCAUCGAGCUCAUCCUGCGCAAGGUUGAGAUCAACCUCCGCAAUGCAGCUUACAAGCAAUGUACCGGACGUAACGCUGCGCACAGCCAAGCCAGGUCCACGUUGCCUUCGGGUCAGAGUAGCCGCAAGACGUCUGUGAGCUCAGGAUCAAAGCGCAAGUCCCGUCUGGAGGGCAGUCCACCGCCAGAAGACGAUGACGAAGAUGGCUCAAGCAAGCGACGUCGUGGAUCAACGACCACUACCGAUGAGUCCGAGACCGGUGCGAGGUUCGCAUGUCCUUUUUACAAACACGACCCGGAUCGGCAUCGCAACAGGAGAACCUGUCCCGGGCCUGGCUGGCCCACGGUUCAUCGAAUGAAAGAGCAUCUCUACCGGUCACAUUCCCAACCGAUAUUUUGUCCAAUCUGCUACGCGACCUUCAAGUCAGACAAGGAGCAGUCGAGUCAUGUGCGACUGCAGCAAUGCGAGAGAUCAUUACCCCAACAGAUCGAAGGGAUCGAUCGCGAGACUGUCUGGACGCUGAGGAAGCGCACCACUGCGCUGAGACUAGAAGAAGACAAAUGGAGGGAUGUGUAUCAGGUCCUCUUUCCAGAUGUAUCUGCCGCCGAGAUACCCAGUCCCUUCUACGAUUGCGACUCGCCUAGCGAAACAUCGCGACGCUUCCGCAGAGACCUUCUGCGCCGCGUACAAGAAGAGCUCCUCAUGGAAUCCGGACAAGUCCCCACUCCAGCCGAGCAACAGCUCCUACAACGCGUGGCGCAGAUAGUGCGCCGUUGCGAAUACGAUCUAUUGAAUCAAGCGCAGCCGCCAUCUUCCCCACCCUCCAACCCAGACCGACGUGCAAGUGCCAGCUCUAUAAAUAGCUCGUACCAAGCCACGCCCCUACCCGCAGCCACUCCGGCCUUCCAGAGGCCAUCCCUAGCUGUACCAACGAACGUGACUGGGCGCGAACACAGAUAUGAUUCUCUUGUUGAGGCAGAUGCAGCGCCGUAUAUACCAGAGCCUACAAUGGAAUUUGGUGAUGUGGUCUGGAAUGAUCCGCCGUAUGUUUUUGGCACGGGGAUUAAUUGGGAGGCUGUCUUUCCGCCUGCGCCUGAAACGCAGUAUCUUGGGAGUGAUGAGGGGGCUACGAAUUUUUCGGUGCCGAUGUGGACGUAG
This is a messenger RNA of Alternaria novae-zelandiae, 1476 nucleotides long. RefSeq lists its product as uncharacterized. Bases 1 to 1476 code for a protein of 491 amino acids. The transcript has 3 exons. Lineage: Eukaryota; Fungi; Ascomycota; Dothideomycetes; Pleosporales; Pleosporaceae. The record is from RefSeq and is a predicted model, not a curated record.